AUGAGUGCUCCGACCAACCUGCUGCCUCUGCCCCUCAAGGCCACCGAUCCACUGCCGUCCCUCGCCGACGACAUCCUCCAGCACGUCACCCACUCGAGCGACACGACCCACCCGGACGCCGUCCGCCACGACGCCCGCACCUGGCAAGACCUGCGCCAGCGCAUCUUUGGCUCGUCGGGACUCGCCCUCGUCAACCAGGCCACCGUUCCGCUCCUGCAAGAGUACUACGGCCAGCUCACGUUCGUCCUCACCAAGCUCCCGGUCGAGACCUCGGUCACCUUCCCGUGGUACCCGCUCUUCACGGCGCCGACCUCGCUCCCGUCCGCCGGCGCGACGGGCGCCUUCCCAGCCCUCUCGCCGCCGCUCGCGCUCGACAACCUCGAGUACGAGCGCGCAGCCGUCCUGUACAACCUCGCGGCGCUCCAUGCCAUUCUCGGCACCGAGCGCAGGCGCAGCGACGAGCAGGGGAUCAAGGCCGCCAUCGCGUCGUACCAGAACGCCGCCGGCGUCCUCGCGCAUCUCGUCACGCUCGUUCCGCGCCUCACGGCCUCGCUCCACGGCGGGCCCGCGCCCGCAGACCUGUCGGCGCCCAACCUGUCGGCGCUCCGGGACUGGUGCCUCGCGCAGGCACAGGAGGUCGCGUGGCAGAAGGCCGUCAUGGACCGCCUCAAGAACGGCACGGUCGCCAAGGUCGCCAUGCGGGUCGCAGAGCUGUACGCCGCGGCGCGCGAUGCAGCCGAGCUCGCCCGUGCAGGGUCCGACAACGCACAGCCUUUCGCGUUCCCCGAGGACAUCAUGCGCUACCUCGCCGUCAAGCAUGCCCACUUUACCGCCGUCGCGCACUACCGCCGCUCGCUCGACGACCUCGGCGCCAACCGGUACGGCGACGAGCUCGGCCGGCUGCAGCUCGCCGACGUCAAGCUCAAGGAGGUGGCGCUCCUCGGCAAGCGCGGCGUGCCCGACGCCGUCAUGCACGACCUCAAGAGCCUGCAGAAGACGGUCGCCGAGAACCUGGCGCGUGCGACCAAGGACAACGACCUCAUCUACCUCGCGACGCCCACCCCUCCCUCAUCCCUUCCCGUCAUCGCUCCCGCCGCCCUCGCACGCCCGACCCUCGCCCCCGAGCUCGCCGACCCGCUCGCGCACCUGCGCAACCCGCUCUUCGCGGCCCUCGUUCCGCGCGAGGUCGCCGAGGUGCUCGACCUGUGGGAGGACCGCAAGCGCGGCUGGCUCGACGACAAGGUGGCGGGCCCGGCCAAGGACCUCGACGCGACGGCUUCUUCUCUGCUCAAGGAGCUCAACCUGCCCGCCUCGCUCCAGGUGUCGCAGCAACCGCUCGGCGUCCCGGCCGCCGUCCUCGAUGCGGCCACGCGUGUCCAGGCCGAGGGCGGCGUUGAGCGCCUCGAGACGAUGAUGAAGGACGUGCGGCGCGUCGCCGACGUCAACAUGCGCAUGCUCCAGGAGGCGACCGCUUCGCUCGACCGCGAGGCAGCGAGCGACGACGCGCACCGCCAAGGGCACGGCUCGCUCCGCUGGACCCGCCCAACCUCGUCGGCGGCUGCCGCCCCGCUCCGCGAGCGCGCCCAGCAGCUCGGCGCCGUCCUGUCGUCGGCGGCCGAGAGCGACGCCGUCGUGCGCGCCAAGUUCGGCGAGUGGGAGCGUGCCCUGCGCGUCCUCGAGGGCGGCCAAGCCGCGCUCGCGCGCGAGAUUCCGUCGUCGGGAGCGUCGCCGGCGGGCGAGGUGCCCGAGGCGCAGCGGGCGGCGCGGCGUGCCCUCAGCGCGCUGCUCGACCAGCUCGCCGACGUGCGCAGUGCGAGGGCGAGGGUCGUCGAGGCGGCGAGGACGAGCGUCGCGCAGGGCGACAUCCGGGACAAGGUCUUGCGCGAGGCUGAGCGGCGCGCGGCGGGGUCUGAGGGGGGCCAGGUCGAAGGCGCCGGGCCAGCGGCGUACGAGGAGCUGCUCGAGCGCGAGGGCGAAGCGCUCAUGCGGGUGUGGGACGAGGAGAUGCGGCGCAGCGAUGCGCGGCAGGAGGACCUGCUCGGCGAGAUCAAGGCGCAGCACUCGGCGCUCCGCUCCGCCUCGGCCGCCCCAUCCUCGGCUCAACAAGCUCGCGAACGCGCGACGGCGCACUACGCCUCGGCGGGCGACAAGUUCCUCGAGAUGCUGCAGAACCUGCAGGAGGGCUUACGCUUCUACGCCGACCUGAGCAAGCUCCUCGGCGAGCUGAGGGACGCGUGCAAGUCGUUCGACUACGCGCGCACCGCCGAAGCUCAAGACCUCGCUCGAGCGCUCUCGGCACCUCCCCCUCAGCCCUCGCCUGCCCCCUCGCCCGCACCCGCACCGGCCCUGUCCCCCGAGCACAGCACCCCUCGCCGCCGCGCGCCCGCCGCCCGCGCCCCGCCAGCUCCAGCUCCCGCUCCUGCGCCCGACGCUCCGACGCCGAGGCGCUCGACGCGCCGCACGGCGCACGCCGCCGCCGAGCCCGCGCCUGAGCCUGCGCCCGAGCCCGAGCCUGAGCGCGCUCCUCGCACGACUCGGCAGCAGCAGCAGCAGCCGCGCGCCGUCGUCGACGUCGCCGACUCGGACGACGAGGUCGCGCAGACGCUCGUUGCACGCCCGGCCAAGACGCCGCUGCGCAAGAAGAAGGUGGUGGCGGCGCCCGUCGAGGAGGAGCAGGAGCAGGAGCAGGAGGUGGAGGAGCCCGCGGUCCGGGCGUGGGACCCGACGCAGGGGAUCCGGUUUGGAUAGAGCAGAGAGCGGUGCAACCACGGCUGGUCUCUCGCCCG
This is a messenger RNA of Rhodotorula graminis WP1, 2786 nucleotides long. RefSeq lists its product as uncharacterized. Gene Ontology annotation, cellular component: endosome. The record is from RefSeq and is a predicted model, not a curated record. NCBI's taxonomy places the organism in Eukaryota, Fungi, Basidiomycota, Microbotryomycetes, Sporidiobolales, Sporidiobolaceae. The transcript is spliced from 13 exons. Gene Ontology annotation, molecular function: protein binding. The coding region runs from base 1 to 2748 and encodes 915 amino acids.